AUGUCAGAACGAGGCUCAUUCCGUGGUGGUGGUAAUCGGGGCCCUCGCGGCGGCGGAGGCGGUGACCGUCGGGGCGGCGGUUCCACCCACAGAGGAGGCGGUAGAGAAGGUGGCGGUGCACGAGACCGAGGACAUGGCGACAACCAACAAGAAAAGCCCAAAAAGGAAAAUAUCCUAGAUUUGACCAAGUACAUGGAUAAGGAGGUUAAUGUGAAGUUUAAUGGUGGGCGAGAAGUCAGUGGUAUUCUGAAGGGAUAUGAUCAGUUAAUGAACCUUGUUCUGGACGAUGUCAAGGAGAAGAUGCGUGAUGAAUCUGGAAAUGAGACUACACGUUCACUGGGAUUGAUCGUUGCUCGUGGUACACUUCUAGUCCUUAUUUCGCCGGCAGAUGGGACUGAAGAAAUCGCCAAUCCAUUUGUGCAGCAAGAAGAAUAA
Molecule: messenger RNA, 435 nt
Organism: Talaromyces stipitatus ATCC 10500
Lineage: Eukaryota; Fungi; Ascomycota; Eurotiomycetes; Eurotiales; Trichocomaceae
Product: small nuclear ribonucleoprotein (LSM7), putative
Exons: 3
Coding region: 1-435 (144 amino acids)
Biological process (GO): nuclear-transcribed mRNA catabolic process; mRNA splicing, via spliceosome
Cellular component (GO): U6 snRNP; U12-type spliceosomal complex; catalytic step 2 spliceosome
Molecular function (GO): RNA binding
Source: RefSeq, a predicted model, not a curated record